UUUUGGGAUUGUAAGGACAUCAAAUUAAAUAGUUGAUAGUAAGGCUUAACAGAUUUCUUUCUAUCUCAUUCGUACAAACGUACAUUUUAUAAAAGAAGCUUGAAAAGAAUAAACAAUUUUCCAAUAAAUACGGACUUUUUUAAUAGCACGAAUUACUGUUCCAAAUUACCAAUUACCCAUAGUUCUUCUAUAAUAUAUGUAAUCUAAAUAAUCUUUUUUAUUUAAAAGUGAUAAUUUUUCUACUUUGAUGGUGAAUAUUGAUAUCUUGCAAGAAUAUAAGUGCGUUAAUACACAUGAUAACAAAAAUGGUGCUCCUAUAUCCAGUCAAUUAUACAAAGUAGCGCAGUGGCGGGUUGUGAGCACGGAUCGGGUGGCGCAGGGCCAGGCGGCGGGCGGCCGGCAGACACCAUUCGCCGUGUCAAGGUGAAGAUGUCAUCGGUGUCGGCUCAGGGCGUGGUGGAGCGCGCAUCCGCGGAGCUAUCGCGCCGCAUCACGGGCCUGGGGCUGCGCGGUCGCAAGCGUUCGCCUGGCGUGGUCGAACGCGUCGCAAACGCGCUAUGUGGACCGGCUGUUGCAGCAAGCGCUCCGCGUGUUCCUCGCCGUCGUCGACCCUCACCGAGACCUCUAGUGUGGAGUCAAUUUAUUCUAGAAGAAAGGUUCCUCGAGAAGUUCUUUUUGUACUUCAACGCGAGUGACAGGCGAACACUAUCGCAAGUGUGCACUAAAUGGCGAGAUGUGCUAUACUCGUCGCCGCGCUGGUGGACCGGGCUCGUUUCGGUGCUCGACUGUCGCGAACUUCGUUCAUCAACCGGUUGUUGCAUGCAAAGGUUCUAUAAUUCAUUAAUUAGGAGAGGUAUUCGUGGGGUUGUAUUAGUUUCGGCAACGGAUGAUGAUAUUAAUGAAUUCAUAAGACAGUUUCCUCUAUCAGCUCACCAUGUGCACGCUAUCAGCUUAAAAGGAUGCACCAUAACAGAUAGAGGGUUAGAAGCUAUAUUGGAUCACUUGCAGGUUCUUUUUGAAUUAGAAUUAACGGGAUGCAAUGAAAUAACAGAGGCUGGUCUAUGGGCAUGUCUAACUCCACGAAUUGUCUCACUCACGCUUACUGACUGCAUUAACAUUGCUGACGAAGCUGUGGGCGCAGUGGCGCAACUACUACCUUCUUUGUACGAGUUCUCUUUGCAAGCGUACCACGUGACUGAUGCUGCACUUGGAUAUUUCUCACCCAAGCAAAGUGCUUCGCUAAGCGUCCUCAGACUCCACAGCUGUUGGGAACUUACCAAUCAUGGUGUUGUUAAUAUUGUGCACUCAUUGCCAAACUUAACGGUAUUGUCGCUGAGCGGGUGCAGUAAGGUGACGGACGAAGGAGUUGAGCUACUUGCCGAGAAUUUACCGCGGUUGAGGAGCCUCGACCUUAGCUGGUGUCCACGAGUCACCGACAAUGCGCUCGAGUACAUCGCAUGUGAUCUUAAUCACCUGGAGGAAUUAACACUUGACAGAUGUGUACACAUAACAGAUAUAGGCAUAGGGUAUAUCAGUACCAUGCAGUCACUAGUGGCAUUGUUUUUGCGUUGGUGCUCACAGUUACGUGACUUCGGCGUGCAACAUCUCUGUGGCAUGCGAUCACUACAACUUUUAUCUCUGGCUGGAUGUCCGCUUUUAACAUCUGGUGGUCUCUCUAGUCUCAUACAACUGAGACAACUGCGUGAACUAGAGCUUACAAAUUGCCCCGGAGCGUCACCUGAGCUUUUUGACUACCUUCAUGAACACCUGCCGAGAUGCCUCAUUAUAGAAUAAGAAUAUAUUGUUUGCAAUCUGUUUUUUUCUUACUUGUCUUAAGUAGUGAACAAUCUUGGCAUACCCUUUAACUGUAUGUAUAUAUAUAUAUAUAUAUAUAAUCUGACAGCCUUGGAAAAUGAGGUUAAUAGUAUUUUUUGUGUAUACUAACACGCCAACUCUUCACCGCUUUUAGUAGAAAAAUAUCUUAAGUAAUAUUACUAUUUUAGUAAAAGGACACAUGUCGAGAUUGUUUACCAAAUAAAUCAGUAAAAAAAAUAGAUUAUAAUCCAAAAAGCAUUACAUGCACGUUACAGAUGUGAAUAUGCCACAGUAUAUUAAACAUUUACAAGAUUUAAAAAUAGCAGAAUAAAAUGGCUUAAUCUAUAAUAAAUAUAUAUGACAAAAGCCAAGGGAACUUCAUAUAAAUUGUAUUUUAUGAAAAGGUAUGAACGUGAUAAGUUACCAUACCUAAAGAAUUAUUAUUCUCUUUUAAGUAGCUGGUGGCAGAUGCCAUUUGACUGCACGGGUAGUAUGAGCGCGAGAUAUGCUCAAAUGUUUUAUAGUCAAGUUGAACGGUGCAUGGUCACCUACUGUGUGACCACCUAAUGUUUCGUCUAGAUAGAUAGUAGAGCUCAUUUACAUACAAAUGUGGCCUUUAGAAUUUUCGUGGAGGAUAGAGUAAUAAAUAGAAUCACCUUGUAAUAUUGUUAUAUUUACUGGCACUUAUUUUAUUUUUCAGUAAGUUUCAUAUUUUACACCAGUGACAAUGCACUAGUGAAAUUAAUAAAAUAGAGGUGUGGUGCAUUCAUUUAAAGGUUCUUAUGAUAUUAUAUUAACACACAAACCAAGUCAGUCUUUACUAAAAAUUAUAUAUAUAUAAUUUUUUAUAUUUGAAUUUAAUAUUUUUUAUCAUACAUGUAAUAAGCAUUUUUUUUUAUUUUUAUAUAACAAUGCAAGCUUUUGAAUGUCAAUACGAACAAUACGAAAGCAUACUUUGUUGUACAUGUAUUUACAUGAUUAUUUAUUUCUUGUAUAUGACGAUUUUGCUCAAAUUAUUUAAUACCGUAUCUAUAUAUAUAUAAAUUAUAUAU
Messenger RNA from Galleria mellonella (greater wax moth), 2867 nucleotides. RefSeq names its product F-box/LRR-repeat protein 16. The transcript is spliced from 7 exons. The record is from RefSeq and is a predicted model, not a curated record. Lineage: Eukaryota; Metazoa; Arthropoda; Insecta; Lepidoptera; Pyralidae. Bases 430 to 1794 code for a protein of 454 amino acids. Gene Ontology annotation, cellular component: SCF ubiquitin ligase complex. Gene Ontology annotation, biological process: SCF-dependent proteasomal ubiquitin-dependent protein catabolic process. Gene Ontology annotation, molecular function: protein binding.